This is a messenger RNA of Aplysia californica (California sea hare), 1235 nucleotides long. RefSeq lists its product as uncharacterized. Gene Ontology annotation, cellular component: centrosome; HAUS complex; mitotic spindle microtubule. The transcript is spliced from 7 exons. The record is from RefSeq and is a predicted model, not a curated record. Lineage: Eukaryota; Metazoa; Mollusca; Gastropoda; Aplysiida; Aplysiidae. Gene Ontology annotation, biological process: centrosome cycle; microtubule nucleation; spindle assembly. Bases 211 to 960 code for a protein of 249 amino acids.
UGGGGAAGUAACUCUCACUAAAGCACCCAAAUACUUUACAAUAAUAAUUACAAGUUGCAACCGGAGUCGCAAAACAAACUUUAUAAAGUCUAUGAAAGAAUUAUCUUUGGAAGCACUGCAAAACCGAUGAAAUGAUGUUGACAAUGGUAUUAUGACAAGACCAAAGCAGAAGUAUUAUAAUCAGGAAUAAGAGAUCAGCACUGUCUAAACAUGGAGGUGAAUAUGAGCAUCACAGAGGCCAGAUCGGGUCAGAAUCAGAGUCUCCACGCUGUUAAUCCUUGGGAGCAUGACAACUGGCUCAUGACAGCACUUAGAAACAGCCUGAUUGUAGCAGAGCAAAUGGGCUUUGAGACUUUGGGAAAUGAGUCACAGUGCGCUAAGGCUCUGGCAGACCUUCCAUCUGUUCGAUUGAUAGGCCAACAAAAAGAAAUAACCUCCAAGAAGAAAGCAAUUCACAAGGCCAAGCACACCAUUGCUCAACACACCCUGGAAAAGGAAACAGCCUCAUUUACUCACCUGGAUGUUAUUGAAAAGCGAAUAAAUUUGGUGAAAGAGCUGUGUUCUGAUUUUGACUCUGUCAUAAAGAAUGCCAGUGUCCUGACGCAUCGUCUUCAGAAGCCUUUUGUUGGAGAUCACAUCAAAUUCAAAAUGGAUGCUGCCUAUCAUAAAUAUGCGAAAGAAGUUUUCUCGUUACUUGUGCCAACCCUAAAUGAUGUGAGCUCUCACUUAGAUAACAUUACCUGGGCGUCUCACAGUGACUUGUCAGCAUCACAACUGGACUUCCUGCUGGUUGAGAUGAAGAGCCUGACAGCCUCGGUGCAGACCUCAUUCAUCACGCUGUGCCAGAUGCGGAGUGGCGUAGAGAGUCUUUGUUCUGGGACUUCGUUGUCAUCGCUUGCUGGGGGGGACAAUUCUUCUCAUCUAGACGGCUCGAUGGUGCAGCAGAGACAAGAGAGAUGAGAGUCAAGUCUGAGGUCAACUGUCCAGAGCUCACUAAGUUGUAGAUGGGUACUUAAUUAUCAGUGGAGGCAGUUGAUGUGUGAAAGUCAACAGUGUUUUACUGUCUGCUGUGCUAUUUCCUUGUCUAUACAGCCACAAAGUUGUUUGACACCAAUUGGGAAAGGAUUUAUGUUGCCAAACAUGAAUAGGAUGAGACUGCAUUUCAUCGAAUGUGGGUUUUUUUGGGGGUUUUUUAAUAGUAGAGGGUUUUACGGCACUCGCAACUACUCUGGCGU